CUUGCCAUGGGCUUGGUCAAUAGGAUUAUCCAAAGCCUCGAAGUCACUCAUGAGCCCAAUCUCACGCUCACCGAGCAGCUCAUCACCAACGAAGAUUUGCUGCCUGUCGAACCAGAGAAACAAACAUGGCGUGCAUACAACUACGUUGCCUUCUGGAUAGCAGACAUGUUUAAUGUUAACAUGUGGAUGAUCGUAUCUUCCAUGAUCCAACUAGGAAUGUCGUGGUGGCAAGCCUGGCUAUGUGUAUGGCUGGGUUAUGGCAUUGGCACGCCGUUCCUUGUUCUGAAUGCGCGUCCCGGUGCCGUUUUCCAUGUGAUGUUUCCAAUCGUGAAUCGCACAAGCUUUGGGAUGUUUGGCAGCCUGUGGUGUGUCUUCAAUCGCGCUGCUAUGGCAUGCAUAUGGUAUGGUGUCCAGGCGAGCAUUGGCGGUUCCUGUGUGCUAGUAAUGCUCAGGGCAAUGUGGCCUAGCAUUAAUGACUUGCCAAAUUCAAUGCCCGCAUCCUCUGGAACAGACACUCGAGAUUUUCUGUGCUUCUUCCUCUUCUGGCUCAUUUCACUGCCGGUCAUUUGGUUCCCUGUGCACAAGGUCCGCCACUUCUUCCUUUUGACGCCCAUCCUGAUGCCCAUAGCCUCAAUUACGUUCCUCAUAUGGUGCAUUGUAAAAGCUCACGGAAUUGGCCCGAUCGUUCACCAACCUUCCACGCUGCAUGGAUCCAAGCUGGGCUGGGCCAUGGUGGUCAGUGCCAUGUCAUGCAUCAGUAACCAGGUAACGAUUAUCACAAACGCACCGGACUUUGCCUCCCGCGCACGUACCCCAUCGGCUGCACUAUACCCACAACUGGUUGCGAGUCCUGUCACAGCGGCGUUCGUGUGUUUGAUUGGCAUCCUUGUGAGCUCGUCGUCGCAGGCAAUUUACGGGACGGCCAUCUGGUCACCUAUUGUUCUUUUGGAAAAUUUCUUGAAUGACAAUGCGUCGAAAGCCACGAGAUUCGGGGUAUGGUUUAUCUCGACUUCAUUCAUGCUUGCACAGGUGACCACGAACAUCUGUGCGAACUCAGUGUCGGCAGGGUGUGAUUUGACCGCACUGUUCCCUCGUUUCAUUAACAUCCGACGUGGCGGGUACAUUGCUGCCAUCGUUGGUCUGGCCAUGUGCCCAUGGAACCUUCUGAAGAACAGUAAUGAGUUCACCUCUUACCUCUCUGCAUAUUCGGUGUUCCUGAGCUCCAUUGCUGGGGUUAUGGUGACGGAAUAUUACAUUGUCCGCAAGGGUCACUAUAACAUCAAGGACCUUUAUCGUACAGGGAAGGGCACUUGGUACUGGUAUACAUAUGGGAUCAACUUCCGUGCAUACGCCGCGUAUAUUUCCGGAAUCCUUAUCAACGCUGUCGGUUUCGCUGGAGCUACCGGGCGGACUGUCCCCCUAGCAGCCACCCGGAUCUACGAUUUAUCGUUCUUUACGGGCUUUGGGGUUUCUGCACUUGUCUAUUGGGCACUGAACCGUGUGUUCCCAGUAGUCGGUGCUGCUGACAGGUUCGAGGAGAUCGAUGUGUCUGGGUAUGGAUAUAAGGCAGGUGGUUUGCGAGAUGCCGAGGAGAUGGACAUAGAUGCGAAGGACGAGGGCCGAAAGAGUAGCGGAGAAGCAGGUGAAUUUUAGCCGACUCCUUCAACAGGAAGAAUGUGGAGGAACAAGGGAGACAAGGAAGGAGCAGCAAAAGGGAUAUGCGAAGGGAAAAUAGGAUUAAUCGUUGGCAACAAGAAUUGGAACGCGAAGAGCAGAGCUUUACCACCUAGUAGUAGUACUACUACAAGUACAGGGUCUACUUUCCGUCGUGUAAAUAUUCUUGCCACCGCGUUCUAAAUCCUG
Messenger RNA from Suillus paluster, 1863 nucleotides. Its product is annotated as permease for cytosine/purines, uracil, thiamine, allantoin-domain-containing protein. Gene Ontology annotation, cellular component: plasma membrane. The record is from RefSeq and is a predicted model, not a curated record. The transcript has 12 exons. Gene Ontology annotation, biological process: nucleobase transport; transmembrane transport. NCBI's taxonomy places the organism in Eukaryota, Fungi, Basidiomycota, Agaricomycetes, Boletales, Suillaceae. Gene Ontology annotation, molecular function: nucleobase transmembrane transporter activity. The coding region runs from base 7 to 1653 and encodes 548 amino acids.